This is a messenger RNA of Sphaeramia orbicularis (orbiculate cardinalfish), 4803 nucleotides long. RefSeq names its product protein NLRC3-like. Gene Ontology annotation, molecular function: protein binding. Bases 361 to 4032 code for a protein of 1223 amino acids. The record is from RefSeq and is a predicted model, not a curated record. NCBI's taxonomy places the organism in Eukaryota, Metazoa, Chordata, Actinopteri, Kurtiformes, Apogonidae. The transcript has 15 exons.
CUAUACACCUAUACCAUUUCUGACCAUAUUUGAUAAGAUUUGGUGAACAAGCUAGUUGAUGUUGGUGGCGACUGGCUGAGUAUGAAACUGGGAACACAAAUAAAAGACUGGAGGAUCCUCUGGGGUGGAUGUUAGAACCAGAUCCUCAUUUAACCCUUUGUAUCUGAGCCUCAACAAGACAAUAGGAGUUUAACAAAGAAAUGAGCCAAUAAACAUCCAGUACCAUGUCAUGUGAUGGUGCAGAGCUCCUCCCACUGCAGGUGUUAAUACCUGAUGUCUUUCUAGGUGAGACUCAGAUUGAUCCAGGAAACAGCUCAGCUCUGACAAACACAAAGCCCUUUUCUGUCCGACGUCCACAGAAUGGAUCAGUGUGAGGACACAGAGGAGGAAGCCCCUCCAUGGAAGACCACCGACAGACCCCCCACAGGACCAGGACCAGGACCUGGACGAGACUCUUCCGGAUCCAGUUGGAGGUCUGAUAAGGAACUCGGGUUGACAUUUAAAUGUGUUCAGUCCACAGAUGGGUGUCCGUCUGCGGGUCAGAGGAUCUGUCCUGAUCCUGGGUCUUUGUCCAUGAAGAGUCAUCGGUCUAUGUCUCCUCCUCUUCUUUUCAAAGAGUCUGAUCAACAACAACCUGGACCUGGACCUAGACCUGGUUUGGAUUCUGGUUCUGUACUGAGCUGUGUGUCCUGCAAAAGCCACCAGUCCAGGGAUCCACCAUUUACCUUUAAUAAAGAACCAGUGACCCAAACUUCUGAGAAGAGGAGAGACCAGAGACCUGGAUCAGAACCUGGACCUCACCCUGGACCCAGCUGUGUGUCCUUUAAAAGUGACUGGUCGAUGGAGAAACCGCUGAAUUUUUCUGCAAAGAUAGUGGAGCAGCAGAGCUCAGAGGUUCCCACUGGUCUACAGGAUCAGACUCAGCUGGACUCCAUAUUUAAGCUGCUGGAGGAGAACAUCUGCACUUUUGUCAAGAACGAACUGAAGAAGUUCCAGCAGGUUCUGAGUACAGAUUACCCAGAAUGCUUAGAGAGUCCGAGUGAUGAGGAUGAAGAGCAGAGGAGGAGCUCCGAGGCUUUUCUGAAGAUCACACUGAACUUCCUGAGGAGGCUGAAGCAGGAGGAGCUGGCUGAGCGUCUGCACCGCAGAAGUCGGUCUGGAGUUCAGCAUGAACUGAAACGUAACCUGCAGCAGAAGUUUGAGUGUGUGUUUGAGGGCAUCGCUAAAGCAGGAAACCCCAAAACCCUCCUGAACCAGAUCUACACAGAGCUCUACAUCACAGAGGGAGGGGCUACAGAGGUCAGCCAGGAACAUGAGGUCAGACAGAUGGAAACAGCAUCCAGGAACCCACACAGACCACCAACAACCAUCACAUGUGAAGACAUCUUUAAAAGACCACCUGACAGACAUGAACCAAUCAGAACAGUGCUGACAAAGGGCGUGGCCGGCAUCGGGAAAACAGUCUUAACACAGAAGUUCAGUCUGGACUGGGCUGAAGACAAAGCCAACCAGGACAUCCACUUCAUAUUUCCAUUCACCUUCAGAGAGCUGAAUGUGCUGAAACAGAAGAAGUUCAGUUUGGUGGAACUCAUUCAUUACUUCUUUGAUGAAAUAAAAGAAGCAGGAAUCUGGAUCUCUGAAGACCUCCAGGUGGUGUUCAUCUUAGAUGGUCUGGAUGAGUGUCGACCUCCUCUGGACUUCAACAACACUCAGAUCCUGACUGAUGUUACAAAGUCCACCUCAGUGGAUGUGCUGCUGAUGAACCUCAUCAGGGGGAACCUGCUUCGCUCUGCUCGCCUCUGGAUAACCACACGACCUGCAGCAGCCAAUCAGAUCCCUGCUCAGUGUGUUCAUAGGGUGACAGAGGUCAGAGGGUUCACUGACCCCCAGAAGGAGGAGUACUUCAGGAAGAGGUUCACAGAUGAAGAACAGAGCAACACAAUCAUCUCCCACAUCAAGACGACACGAAGCGUCCACAUCAUGUGUUACAUCCCAGUCUUCUGCUGGAUCACUGCUAAUGUUCUGGAGGACAUGUUGAAGACCACAGAGGGAGGAGAACUGCCCAAGACCCUGACUGAGAUGUACAUCCACUUCCUGGUGGUUCAGGCCAAACUCAAGAACAUCAAGUAUGAUGAUGGAGCUCAGACAAAUCCAUUCUGGAAUAAAAACACCAGGAAGAUGAUCGAGUCUCUGGGAAAACUGGCCUUUGAGCAGCUGAAGAAAGGAAACCUGAUCUUCUAUGAAAAAGACCUGACAGAGUGUGGCAUCGAUAUCAGCUCAGCCUCAGUGUACUCAGGAGUGUUCACACAGGUCUUUAAAGAGGAGAGAGGACUGUACCAGGACCAGAGGUUCUGCUUCAUCCAUCUGAGUGUCCAGGAGUUUGUGGCUGCUCUUCAUGUCCAUCAGACCUUCAUCAACACUGGAGUCAAUCUGCUGUCAGAAGACCAAAGCCCAUCCUGGUGGUCCGAAUCUACAGGAACAAAGUUCUACCAGACCGCUGUGGACCAGGCCUUACAGAGUCCAAAUGGACACCUGGACCUGUUCCUGCGCUUCCUCCUGGGUCUAUCACUGCCGACCAAUCAGAGUCUCCUACAAGAUCUGAUGGAACAGACAGGAAGUAGCUCAGAGACAAAGAAGAAGACAGUUGAGUACAUCAAGAAGAAGAUCAAUGAGAAUCUGUCUGUAGAGAAAAGCAUCAACCUGUUCCACUGUCUGAAUGAACUGGAGGAUCGAUCUCUGGUGGAUCAGAUCCAACUGUACCUGAAUUCAGGAAUACUCUCCGUAAUGGGUCUGUCUCCUGCUCAGUGGUCAGCUCUGGUCUUCAUGUUACUGUCAUCAGAUAAAGAUCUGGAUGAGUUUGACCUGAACAAAUACUCUCCUUCAGAAGAGGCUCUUUUAAGGCUGAUGCCAGUGGUCAAAGCCUCCAACAAAGCUCUACUGAGUGUCUCUAACAUGUCACACAGAAGCUGUGAAGGUCUGUCCUCAGUUCUCAGAUCCCAGUCCUCUAGUCUGAGACAUCUAUAUCUGAGUAACAACCACCUGGAGGAUUCAGGACUGAAGAUCCUGUCAGAUGGACUAAGGAGUCCAGACUGUAAACUGGAGACUCUCAGUUUUAGUGCCUGUUUCCAGUCAGAGAGAAGCUCUGAAGGUCUGUCCUCAGUCAUCAGAUCCCAGUUCUGUAGUCUGAUUCAUCUGGACCUCAGCAAUAAUGAUCUGAAGGAUUCAGGACUGAAGAUCCUGUCAGAUGGACUAAGGAGUCCAGACUGUAAACUGGAGACUCUCAGACUGUCAGGAUGUCUGAUCACAGAGGAAGGAUGUUCUUCUCUGGUCUCAGCCCUACAGUCCAAUCCGUCCCAUCUCAGACUGCUAGACCUGAGCUACAACCAUCCAGGAGCCUCAGGACAGGAGCUGUGUGCUCUAGUGGAGGAUCCACACUGGACACUGGACACUGUCAGGUUGGAGCCCAGUGGAGUCCGAUGGUUGAGACCAGGUCUGAGGAAGUAUUUCUGUGAACUCAGCCUGGAUCCAAACACAGUGAACAGAAACCUCAAACUGUCUGAAAACAACAAGAAGGUGGAGCAUGUGGAUGAGGUUCAGUCAUAUCCUGAUCAUCAGGACAGAUUUGAGUACUGUCCUCAGCUGCUGUGUUCAACUGGUCUGACUGGUCGCUGUUACUGGGAGGUCCAGUGGAGUGGAAAGGUUCAUAUAUCAGUGUCUUACAGAAGAAUCAGAAGGAAAGGAAGAGGUACAGAUCCUGUGUUUGGAUGGAACAAUCACUCCUGGUGUCUGGUGUCUUCUAAUGAUUGUUACUCUGUUUGCCAUAAUUACAAAUACACACCCUCCUCCUCUUCCUCCUCCUCUGGUACAGUCUCAGUGUAUGUGGACUGUCCUGCUGGAUCUGUGUCCUUCUACAGAGUCUCCUCUGACAAACUGAUCCACCUCCACACCUUCAACACCAUAUUCACUGAACCACUGUUUGUUGGGUUUGGAUUCUUCAGUUCAGGCUCCUCAGUGUCAUUGUGUGACAUGUAGAUGCAGAGUGUCCUGUUGUGUCGAGAAACAUCCUCAUUGCUCAUCACAUCAUCCAGUCAAUUGUGAAGCUGAUUCUUUGACGAGCACAGUCCUGUUUGCCCUGAAAUUUGUAAAAAAAAAAAAAAAAAAAAAAUUAAGUGAAUAUGCAAGUAUCUAUACUUAGGACCAAAAAUGCUAAAGUAUACUGGUGAGUAAAGAAUAGAAACUAUUCUUAUUGACACAACAUAAUAACACAUGCAUUGCAUACUUUAUGUUGAUGACAGUUUCAUUCACAGGCUUUUAGCCAAAUACCACACACUUCAAAUUGAUGUCAGCUGGUAUUUUUGCCUGUUAUACAUUGUUUGUCCAAUAGAUGACCAAGUAGAGCAAAUGAAGCCUCAAGAGGCUUUGCACUGGUGUGAACCAAUUUGAUGAAAGGCUUCAAUGCUUUGUGAUGCUUCAUCUGCUCAUCACUAAUACUGACUACGCAUAAGAUUUACCUUAUUAUUAUUACUUGUAAACGUGAUUUGUGCACUAUGUAAUUAAUAAAUUAUACAUGUUUGCUGGCAUCCUCCUAUGUUUGUUUUGUUUUUGAGGAAAUUAGAAAAUCUUAAAAAAUUAAAAGUAAAAUUUCAUUUUUAAGAGCACAUAGUAUUCCAUCUAUGUCCAUUUAAUCAGACUUCUGUUGUGGUGUUUUACCUCAUUUGUUGUGGACUGCAAUCUGGUUUAGCUGUGUUUGAGUUUGAACAAUAGUUUGCAUUUUGUGGAGUCUUCAUCUAAGGGAAUAUGUAC